This is a messenger RNA of Phytophthora nicotianae INRA-310, 1026 nucleotides long. RefSeq lists its product as hypothetical. The record is from RefSeq and is a predicted model, not a curated record. The transcript has a single exon. NCBI's taxonomy places the organism in Eukaryota, Oomycota, Peronosporomycetes, Peronosporales, Peronosporaceae. Bases 1 to 1026 code for a protein of 341 amino acids. Gene Ontology annotation, molecular function: glycosyltransferase activity.
AUGUCAACUCGGCGGAUACGAACACAGUGUCGUUCGUUUGCUGUGGUGCUAGCUGCACUGCUCAUGGUUGGAAUCAGCGGGUGGUGCUUCCUCCUAACAAAAGGCGUAGGGCCACUAGUCGCGUAUACGCAGCAUGAAGCGCUAACUACUCUCGACCGGAACGCAUCACAUGCAGCGGCAGUUACUAGUCUUCGGAUCGGUGAUCAAGACAAGACAUCACAACCAGAGGAUCAGAAGCGAUUCGCCUACUUUUUCUACGUGACGACUGACACGUAUGCGUGUGCAGCGAUACAGUUUAUUCACCGUCUUACAAACGAUCUCCAAAUGAACUCGAGUCGCAUUGAUAUUGUCGUGCUGCACACCCGCCGAAUCGGUGAUCGACUUCUCCGUAAAUUACAUGAUCGAUAUCACGUUCGUACUAUACUCGUUGACCCUGUGAAGGCCGACGCAGCGGAACCGACUUGGAAAGAGUCACUGACCAAGCUACGGACAUUCCAAGACUGGGGAUACGACCGCGUCGUGUUCCUUGACGCAGACGCCGUGCCCAUGGCUAAUCUGGACCACCUCUUCGACCUACCUUCUGCUCCACUGUAUGCUCCGACCGCGUACUGGCUUGAACAGCCAUUCUUCGCGAGUACGUUGCUGGUAAUAGAGCCGAGUGGGGACGUUUUCAACGAUAUUAUUCGGUGGGCACGCGAACGUGGGGCCGCUGCAGGCUUCGACAUGGACAUUCUCAAUAAGUACUUCGCGGAUUCGGUACAAUACCUGCCAGGCGUAUAUACAGUACUCAACUCGGACUUUCGUCGAGCACCCAAUGAGAAAACGACUCUAUUCAACACGACAUCUGAGCUGAAGGAACAUGUCCAAGUAGUACACUUCUCGUGCAAGCCUGACGGCUCGUACGGGAAGCCGUGGAAAUGGCCGUCGCGUGAUUUAAGUUUGCUGGACGGUGAACAGUUCGACCCUUUAUUCCGGCAACUAUUUGUGGAUUACUGGCGGAGAGAGCAGGAACUCUGCAGCAGCUAA